Molecule: messenger RNA, 357 nt
Organism: Linum trigynum
Lineage: Eukaryota; Viridiplantae; Streptophyta; Magnoliopsida; Malpighiales; Linaceae
Source: the annotation of a GenBank genome assembly
AUGCCUGGUUUCUUCUUGUUGUUUAGCGUAAUUGAGUUUGCAAGCUCUGGUAGUAGGCACUCUGAUAUCAGUUUAGUAGAAGUGGGACUCGAGGUGAUCAAAGACAAUGAUAAAGCUGUUCUGUUGGAUGGAGGCGGUCUUCAGUCUGCAUCUCCCAGAGCUCGUAACUUGCAUUCUUCAUCUCCUAUAUUCAGGUUCCUUCUGAUGGAUGAGCAGUAUUUGUUAGAUAUUCGAUUGAACCUUAGAGCCAUAUCUGAGUUUGUUUUCCUUUUGGUGGACUAUUACCUUUGUGAUCGCACUGAUGUGUUUGCCUCUUCAACAAAGUUACCGCAUAUAUGUAUCAGAAGAUGGAGAUAA